This is a messenger RNA of Orbicella faveolata, 3161 nucleotides long. Its product is annotated as TBC1 domain family member 23-like. NCBI's taxonomy places the organism in Eukaryota, Metazoa, Cnidaria, Anthozoa, Scleractinia, Merulinidae. The record is from RefSeq and is a predicted model, not a curated record. Gene Ontology annotation, cellular component: trans-Golgi network. Gene Ontology annotation, biological process: retrograde transport, endosome to Golgi.
UGGGAUAAUUGGCAAUGAUGACGUUUCCAAAAUGGCGGAAGGUGGCGGUAUUGAUGAUGUUGGAUGGCAUACGGACUUAGUUUUGGCGCUGUCAAAACAGAAGGAUAUCGACAGAUUGCGUGAGCUAUGUCGGGGACGAAAAAUUCCAGCUGAAAAUAGAGCGGACGUGUGGAAGGUUUGUCUGAACGUGGUCGGCAAACCAGAUGCGUUGUCAAGUUGGGAUGGCUUGUUAGAUCUUAAUGAACAGGAGACUAUUAGGGACGACUGUCGCAAACAAGCGACUAAACUUCGACUACCAGAAGAUGAAGCAGAGGAGGUGGCAAGAGAUAUGGAAGGCAUCGUUACUUUCUACUGCAAGUCUCGUAAUGAGAAAUAUAACUCUACAAGUGGUCUAACAGAAGUGCUUGCACCUUUUAUGAUGUUGGAACUGCCUAUGAAUGAUGUCUAUAAUUGUUUUUAUGCAAUGCUCUAUAAAUACAUUCCCAGGGACUGUGUACGAGAUGGGAAACCAUUUCACCUGUUUAGACUUCUCUUGCAGUAUCAUGAUCCUGAACUGUGCUCAUUCUUGGAAUCAAAAAAACUCUGGCCUGAUAUGUAUUGUCAGAGAUGGCUUCGCAGUCUUUUCAUGGUUGCAUGUGAAACAGAAGUGUUAAGAGCCAUAUGGGAUUUAUACCUGCUGGAAGCUGACCCAUUUCUGGUGUUUUUCCUCAUGCUUGUAAUGGUCAUUAAUGGCAGAGAUAUGCUAUUUGAGAUGGAACAUGAAAACAAAACAGAACUAUUAGAAACAAUAUCCUCAAUUCCUCUUCAGUUAGAGGAAGAUGACAUUGAAGACUUCUGUUCUUUAGCUCAGUAUUAUGUGUCAAGGACACCACAGUCCUUUAGAAAGGAUUACUAUAAUCAGCUAUUUGGUAUCAAAACUAUUAAUUCCAACAGUAUUUCUCAAGCAUUGUGUUUACCGGUUUCUGUAUCAGAACUAGUUGAAGUGAAUCAAUCUUCCAAGAAGGAUGGUGUGAGGUUCUUUGUAGUGGACUGCAGGCCUGCAGAUCAGUACAAUAGUGGUCAUCUUCCAACUGCUUUUCACUUGGAUGCUAACUUGAUGUUGCAAGCUCCAUCAGAGUUUGCCACAGCAGCCAGUGCAUUGUUUGCCACACAGCAGCAAUCCAUUGAAGCAGGAUCUGCAGCAAGUGGGGAACAUUUGUGUUUCAUUGGCUCGGGACGUGAAGAAGAAGAUCAGUAUGUUCACAUGGUCAUUGCUAACUUCCUUCAGAAAAAGUCCAAAUAUGUCAGUAUCGCACGUGGAGGUUACCAAGCCCUGCAUGAACUGUUAUCUGACAACUUAUCAACUGGACUGGCAGACCACACAUCCAAUACCUGUAUUGUCUGCACACCAGAAGCGUUUUCAGAAGAUGAGAGUUAUCAUGAACUAUCCAGAGGGGAACAGAGCCCAAGUGAUUCCAGAGGUGGCUUAGUCAGCAUGCUUUCCUCAGCCAUCAAAUCAGGAACCCACGUAAGAGAGAAAAUAGGAAAAUAUAUCGCUGAUUCUCACCAUCCUGUAGAAAGACAUGUAAGUGAUAAAGACAGACAAAGCAAGCUGUAUAGAAACGUUCAACCGGUGUUUAGUAUCGACGAUGACGAUGAAGACGGAGAUAAUUACAGCGCUAGUUCAGAGGAAGAAACGCGAAGAGAAGCAGUGAACAUAGACACGUGGCUUCAUCGUAAAGAUGUCGCAGCGUCUUUUCAGUGCCACCAAAUAAUUCAAAACGGAUACUUAACUCCUAGUUAUAUUCUCCUUACGGAUGUUCAAAUGUUUGUUUUACGAGAGAUCCCCAAGAGAGACGGCUGGGCUUACAUUCAAAACAGACAUCAUUUGACUUCGGUGGUAAAAAUCACGUCUAAAAGACGUCACCCUGACUUGAUCACUUUUAAAUAUGGAACGAGUGAUGGUGAAACCAUUCAAGUCACCGAGACAGAAAGAUAUGUUAUUCCUAAUGCAAAGAAAGCAACCCAAAAGAUCAAAGAUAGAAUACUUAAGUUAAUUGACGAGCAUUAAUAAUUACAGUGAUUGAAUUUAUUCGUAUUUAUGGUUCAAUUUUUAAUAGGGCUGUUUGUUUUGAUUUCAGAAGCAUUCUCUGAACCUUAUGAAUUGUGUCAGAAAAAUUAUAAGGGAAAAGGGAAAAGGAAAAGGGAACAUUUGAAUGGCCCUUGUUGAACUCGGUAUAAUUAAUGUCUUAGCGUAUUAGCAUACAAUAAGUAAUGUUUCCAAACUUUGUUCGUUGUAUCUAGUAUACUGUGACAUGUGAUUCUGUUUUAAGCACUCACUAAGAUCCACUGAGUUUAUCUCUCGUCAUUUAUUUCCAGAAAUAACACAACUGCCAUGCUCAGCCACCUUACUGUGGAUGCCGGCUUUCUAAGUAAAUUCCACUUAAAACAAGUUUUGAAUGGAUAAGGUUGUUAUUCUGUUUACUCCUAACCAUUCAAUUUGAUUUUGGCUCACUUGAAAUGAAGAGCUUCUCCAACAUCGAACAUUGAUCAGUGUUUACUUCGUGUAGAUGGAAGAAAAGUUGCUACGUGACGACUUCUUAAUGUGUAACAUUUAUUUAUGACGGAUUAAGAGAAUUAUUUCACCCAGUCUUCUUGUUAAACCUUCAUGAUUUUUCACUAAAGAUGAUAACGUUAGUAUGGGACGCUCUUUCUGUACGUUCUCUGGGAUACUUGUGUCACGUGUCAAAUUAACCUCAAGAUGGCGGACGAGGAGAGAGAGAUGUAAGCUUCUAAGAGGAGCUUCGAAGGACGUUUAAUGUGGUAAUGGAAGCCCUAGAAAACAUCUCAGGUUAUGUAGGCUUCGGUUGCCGUAUAGUCUUGUGCUUUGCGUGAAAAAUAAAUUUAAGUGGUGUGACGGUUUAAUUUUGUUAAUAAGAAUGAGAAGAAACAAAUUAUUGAAUUAGUAACUUUCAAGUAUAUUUUUCACUUGUGAAUAUACUUAGAUCAUCUGUAUAGUGCAAAGUAACAAGUAAGGCAAGUUUGAAUUCUGUUAAUUUAUACAAAAAAGAGAGAUUUCAAAUGUUUACUAUUUUAACUUCAGAAUUGUGAACUUGCUUCAAUAAAAUGUGUUAAAUGUUUGUGAAAGAUUCAGGAUACAAUAAAGCAUGAACAAGCGUAAA